This is a messenger RNA of Trichoplusia ni (cabbage looper), 3911 nucleotides long. RefSeq names its product major antigen-like. The transcript is spliced from 6 exons. The coding region runs from base 552 to 3833 and encodes 1093 amino acids. The record is from RefSeq and is a predicted model, not a curated record. Lineage: Eukaryota; Metazoa; Arthropoda; Insecta; Lepidoptera; Noctuidae.
GUUUGAAUACCUCAUGCAAUCAAACCCAAUAACUUGCGACUUUAUCAUUACGUCACGUCAAGGUAUUUAAAGAACUUAUUGCUUUACCGUGCUACUGAGGCAGCAUUCAUGGAAUGCUAUGUAUUUUAUAAUACGGCCAGUAAUACCAAAACUUAAUUAACUCCUAUAACAUAGUCACACAAGGUCACUUUCGCUCAAACAACUGUACACAGGUUACAUACUUGCAUAGCUCAUCAUGUCGGAAAUAACCCGGUAAAAAUAAUUAUUGACGGAGAUAUGCCGAAAAAUAUAUAUCUAUCUAUACCCUCUUACCAAACUGUGAGCAGCAAAAGCGAGCGUGCUAUAUGUUUAUACCAACGUACGUCUGGAGCUGACGAAAAAUCUAUUUCGGGAGACGCUUGCUUCGUCGUACAUACGUGUGUGAGUCCACCAAGUCGACAGUCCUUUGUCUGAUUAAAAACGUCUUGGUAGUUAACAAUAUUAUAAACACGUAUCCUCGAUCUGCAUAUUGCGCGGAUGAAAGUGCGACUUGUUUAUAAAAGUAUUCCAAAAUGGGAAAUAUCCUCAGUAGUGACCCAACCAGGGAACGAGACGCUGAAAACGUCAACAGUGAAAGUGAAACAAUGAACUACGCAAGCAUUUCCCAUGGUGACGAAAUGAAUGAAAACACUGAACUGAAUGAUGGUGAAUUUGAUGACCACGAAGCUCGUGCUAAAGCAAAAGAAGAAGAAAUGAACGAGUUCAGAAAGCAGUUGGAUAUAAAACGUGAACAAAGAAGACAGAUAUUAGCAAGACACCGUGCUGAAAAAGAAGACCUUGAGAAAUCAUUACAAAAUGAAAAAGCUGCUAAACUAGAGCUAUACGAGAGCAACAAAUUACUAUGUGAAUUAUUAUCAAAGAAUAACAUAGAAAUUCCAGAUAAUCUUCUACAUUUAAAAGGGAAUUGUGAACUAACUGACGCUUUAGUACACAUGAGAGCAGAGUUUGAAGAUUUAAAAGAAAAUAAUUUAAGACUCAGAAAGAACUUAUCAGAAACGAAUCAGGCGUUACAAGGAGCUUAUUCAGAAAUUGCCGAUUUGAACGAGCAAAACACCGAAUCCAUUAAACAAAUCCGUGCUCUGAAGGAAGUGGUUACAGUCAGUAAAACUAUGAUCAGUCUUCGGGAACAGCAGUUAAAUGAUCUUAAAAAUAAAUUAAACGAAAUAGAACGGACUCUUGCUGAUAGGGAAACCAAUUUAUUAUCUACUGAUUUAAGGCAAGAAUACGAGCGUCAGUUGCUAAACAUUCGCACAUUGCGUGGUCUGUACGAAGAGCGUGCUCGACUUGCAGAAGUAACCCGGCAAGGUCUAAUUAGAGAAUUAGAUGAGCACAAAGUUCUUUACCAGGGUGAAGUUAAAAAGUGUACAGAUUUAAAAGCUAAAAUUGAAGAAUUGGAAUUAAAGAUAGAUUCAUUAAUUGAGACUAUUGAUAACAAAAAUUCACAAAUAUCUUUAUGCCAGACGGAAACAAACGUAUUAAAAGCAGAAAUGGCAGUAGUAAACAAGCUUUUCUCGCAAGUUUUGCUCGGAUCCAAAACCAAACAAGAUUUGGACACGUUAGUUCAAAGACUUCAAGAAAACCACGGCUUGCUGACACAAAUGGCUGAAAAAGAAAAUGAUUCAGAAGCAUCAUCAGCUUUACCAAAACUUUUAUUGGAAUUAGUCACUCAAGUGGAUGAGAACGAGGAUAAGUGUUCAGAUGAAAAUAAUAAAAUUGACGAUCAGGCAUCAAGCCAAGAAGCUAUGACUUCAGAGCAAGGAUCAGAAAAUCAAAAACCCAGCACUGCCGAAGAAAUUGUGGAAAAUCUGCCCAAAGUUUGGAAAGUCCUGAUUGAACUUUUAAGUCACCAAAACGUGGCAGAAGAGAACUCUCCAGAAAAAGUUACUACGUGUUACAAGUCCGUUGAAACUAAAUCAGGACCCGUGUUAGUGCCAAGCGUUAGUCAGACUUACAUCAGAUUAAAGGAUCUUAUUUUGGAAAAACUUGGCUUGAUCAAGGAGGUUAAUCGCAUGAAGCAACUUAAUGGCCACUUAGAGACCAGGCUAGAGGAACAAGAACGUAGAUUAUGUAUGGUUACUAAUGAGUUGAGCAAGACGUGGCAUGUGGUCGGCCGACUACGGAGACAUCAUCACCAGUUACACACUCACGAAAAGAUUCUUAAAUAUGAAUUACAGCAGAAAAGAAAGUUAUUGAAUGAGUUAAAGGAGGAACUGGAAUAUUGCCGUGAGAAAUGGGAACAGGCUCGUGAAAAGAACACUCAGUCAGAAAAAGACUGGAGAGAUCUCAGAGCAGAGUUCUCAAGUAGAAAGAAUAAACCUGGUUCUCCUUCUUUUAAUAACUCAGGAGAAAGCGGCUACAGUGACGAACGGCCAUCAGAUGAAUCGUCAGAAUCAAAUGAUGAGAGUGAAUAUGUCGCUGAGCCAACAAUCAGAUGCAAGAGAAAGCUUAAGAAGUCAUUUGAGACUAUUUUAGAUUCAAGCACAGACUUAAACUUACCAGGAGAAAGAGAGGAACCCGUCAGCGAUUUGCUAGACGUGGCUGAUUUACCUUUGGAUACCCAAGAAAGUGAAGGAAAUCAUGGGUUAAUGUCUGAACCAAGCAAAAGUGACAAUUUACUUAAACCAAAAAAAGGAUGCGAAGAAACAGAAGAUGAAAUGGCUGAUAUUACACACGAUGAUUCUUGUCCUGAUGAAAUACAUACUGAACAAGAACUUAUAAAAGAUGUCGAUAAUACGUUACGAACAAGCACUCGAGAGAACAUUGAAGUAACUACUCAAUCUGACGCAAGUGAAUCCCCUUCAACUUCCGGUCUUAUUGAUCCCUCCCAAAUUUUGAAAAAUAUCCAGCUUCAAAAUGAACGAUUAGCUAAAAAGGAUGCUAAGUUGAAUAGUUUAGAAAAAGAAAGCAUAGCUUUAUUAAAAAAGACCCAAGCAACUGCAGAAAUAAGUGAACAAAUAAACAACACUCUCGACCACCUUAUAAAACGACCCAUGCCAAGUAAUUUGUCAUCCGACAAUACGAGUCAACCCACAGAAGACCGGAAUGAAUCUAUUGAAGAUCAGAGGCAGUUGACAGCCUUUACAGAAAAUAUAGCUCUCGUAGAUAUAGCAGGUACCAGUGAUGGGAAAGAGACUGCAGAUAUAUCUGAAAAAAAUGAAUUUGAAACAACACAAAUUAGCGAAGUCCCAAAAUCACCUCAAGUUGUUUGUAUCGAUGAAAUGCCCAUUACAACAAAAUAUGACCCCACCGACUCAAACCAAAAAAUUGAUCUUCCAAGAGCAUCACAAUCUAUGCCUGAUUUUCAAGCUAUAUUAGAAAACGUUAGAAAGCAAAAUGAGAGACUUGCCAAAAAAGAUGAAAGACUGGAGAAGUUAGAAAGCAGUUGUUCUGAAGUAGUUGAAACUUUAGUCAAUACUCUAGAUUCAGGUGAAAAGAUAAUUGAAAAACUUGACUCCCUUCACACUGACCAUCAAAGAAAAAUAAAUGACACUGCAGUAACUGUUGACACAACAACGGAAGACAAUUCUGACAAAGAAGACUCUGGGCCAUCCACAUCAAGUGAAAUUGAUCACGAAGCAAGAUUUGCUGCGCGUGACUUAAGGUUAAGAAGGUUAGAAGAACAAACGAAAUCACUUGUAAAUAGAGUUAACAAGACUACUUCAAAGGGCGUAAAAAUCCAUUACAAAUUGGAAGAAUUGCAUAAUAUUUACGGAUCAGAAAGUUCCAGAGCGGGCACCCCGUCAGAGGAAAAUGAGGAUAAAAGUAAUGGAAGCGAAUCUCCUGAUGAACAAUAAUAUUGCUGUGUAUUUGUACUAUUAUAUUGUCAUUUGAGCAUUUUACAGAAUAAAAAUAAAACUUCAAGAAUACAUGUA